Humulus lupulus (European hop) is the source of this 749-nucleotide messenger RNA. RefSeq lists its product as uncharacterized. Lineage: Eukaryota; Viridiplantae; Streptophyta; Magnoliopsida; Rosales; Cannabaceae. The transcript has 3 exons. Bases 84 to 422 code for a protein of 112 amino acids. The record is from RefSeq and is a predicted model, not a curated record.
AGAUUCAGCUCAACAAUUUAGUAGAGCUACUAUUGCAUCGGUCGGAAAAAAACGACGUCGCUUUGUUGAAGAAAUCGGAGAGAAUGUCGUCUUCGGAGGAAGAAGUUGGUCAGGGUCCGACUCCAGGUACCGGCACCGUUCGCAAAUUAUCAUGCUCUGCCUGCUUUGACUCUCUCUGGUUCUGUUAUUCUCCGGUUCACCAGAUGCAGCAAUACUAUAGGCUUGGGUCACUUGAUAACUGUUCCCAAAAAUGGAGUGCUGUGGUGGAUUGUUUAACUUUGAAGACGAAGCGGUCUGCUCAAGUUCAGGAAAUUCUGGAAACUCGUGAGAAAGACAAACCUCAUAUUUGGACUGUCCGGACUCCAGAGGAAGCAUCGUCCCACUGGAGAGACCUAUAUGGACAUUUGGAUGAAGUUGAAUGAUGGAGAUUUAAGGUGAACUGGUUCUUGCUUUACACCAAAUAAACUGAUUAUGAGAGUAUAUAUACAUAAAUUUGGUAGCUGAUUCAAUGGGAGUUUUCUUUUAUCAUGAAAUUUUUUAUUUAAUACUGCUUUUGGAAUUGAUGAUUUAUCAAUAAAAUGAUUUAAAGUGAACAUUUAGUUUAUCAAAAAGUGUAAAUUAAUUUCCAUUUGAAAAACAAAAUUUAGAAUGUAGUGGCCCCAAAAUAUGGGAGUCAGUUCAAUAGAAUUUACAUAUUCUCCAAUGAGUACCAACAACAUUUUGGGAAAUUUUUUAGAGACUUUACACUA